Molecule: messenger RNA, 2652 nt
Organism: Ogataea haglerorum
Lineage: Eukaryota; Fungi; Ascomycota; Pichiomycetes; Pichiales; Pichiaceae
Exons: 1
Coding region: 1-2652 (883 amino acids)
Biological process (GO): phosphatidylinositol dephosphorylation
Cellular component (GO): intracellular membrane-bounded organelle
Molecular function (GO): phosphatidylinositol-3,5-bisphosphate 5-phosphatase activity
Source: RefSeq, a predicted model, not a curated record
AUGGACCUACCCGAUCGGCAGGACGAUGUUUCAAAUACAAGUUUGCCUCCAGUGACAACGAAGCCCCGCAAAAUCACCCUGACGAAAUACACCAUCUACGUUACCACGCAGAGAAUGUACAUUGUUGGCAGCAAUGGCCGUGAAACGGUGUUCAGGAUCAUGGAAAUUGACCUCACCUCUGGAGAUAAGCUGAUUAUCAUGGAGGACAAUGUUUUUUUCACUAGAAAUGAGAUCAUGGACGUCCUCAACGGACUAGAGGAGAGCAGCGAGGGCGGUCUCAGCAAGAAAAUCACCGCUGUCGGGCUUCUGGGGUUUAUAAGAUUUACCAAGCAUUACUACCUGUGUGUGGUGACAAAACGGCGGCCAGUGGCGAUACUCGGAGGAUAUUAUUUGUACCACAUCGAUGCUACCGAGCUAAUUCCCGUUGCUAGCAGCCCCAAACGGCCAGAUCGGAACUCGGAAGAAGCUCGCUACAUCUCCACAUUUCAAAAUAUUGACCUUGGAAAGACAUUUUACUACAGCUACAAUUACGAUCUUACCAACACGCUGCAGGUCAAUUUUCUGAAGAAUAAAAGACAGUCACUAGGUCUGAACAAACAGGACCUUGCCAAAACAUUUGAGUAUCACGAUCGCUUUGUGUGGAACUCGUUUCUGCUCAAGCCUGUGUUCAAGACGUUCGACCGGGUGUACGACUGGUUCCAGCCGAUUAUUCACGGAUUUAUUGACCAGGUGAAUAUUUCGAUUUUUGACGUUCAGGUAUAUGUCACCCUGAUAGCUCGCCGAUCACACCAUUUUGCAGGUGCAAGAUUUUUCAAAAGAGGCGUCAACGAUCGCGGAGAUGUGGCGAACGAAGUGGAAACGGAGCAGAUAGUAAGUGACAUGCUCACCACUUCCUUCCAUGAUCCGGAGGGUGGAUUCUACAAUAACCCUCGGUACACCUCGUUUGUGCAACAUAGAGGAUCGAUUCCGCUUUCGUGGUCUCAGGAGACUGCCCCGAAUAUCAGAAUGACAAAACCCCCGAUCGAAAUCAACGUGGUCGAUCCUUUCUAUUCCGCAUCUGCUCUCCAUUUUGAUAAUUUGUUCAAACGGUACGGAGCACCGGUGCAGAUUCUCAAUUUGAUCAAACAACGAGAGAAGACUGCAAGAGAGACAAAACUACUGAGCGCGUUCGAAGAUUGCAUAAAAUACCUGAACCAGUUUCUUCCUGAAAAGAAGAAAAUCGACUACACGGCGUGGGACAUGUCCAGAGCGUCGAAAAACCGCGGUCAGGACGUUAUCGAGUGGCUCGAAAAUUACAGUGCGAAAACCCUGGAAACGACAGGUUUCUUCCACAACGGAAAAACGCUUGCACAGACUAAACUGCAGCAAGGCAUAUGUCGUACGAACUGCAUUGAUUGCUUGGACAGAACCAAUACCGCGCAAUUUGUGAUUGGUAAAAGGGCGCUCGGCCACCAGUUGCAUGCCUUAGGGCUUAUCAAGGAGAAGUAUUUGGAGUACGACUCCGACGCAAUCAACAUUCUGACCGAAAUGUUUCAUGACCAUGGCGAUACAAUCGCUUUGCAGUACGGUGGCUCUCACCUCGUCAACACAUUGCAAACUUACAGAAAAAUCAACCAAUGGACCUCGCAUUCGCGCGAUAUGAUUGAAAGUGUGAAACGGUUCUACAGUAACUCGUUUGUUGACGCGCAACGGCAAGAAGCUAUCAACUUGUUCUUAGGUAACUACGUCUACGAGAAAGGGCUCCCGAUGCUUUGGGACCUGAACACCGAUUACUAUCUGCACAAUGACUAUUACGGAGUUCUUCUAAAUUACAAACCAAGCUACACGCAUUGGUACUCAGACUGCCAUCUUGAAUCACCCGACUGUGGCAAGGACGAUGGAAUGUUCGUGCCGAAAAUCGACCCCUAUCCAGGGUGCUUCGACAACUACUGGAACAUAAAGUACGUUCCACGGGAGCUGACUAGUUUCAGCCAGUUGUUUGAAUUUAACAUGAAUUCAACUCUGAGAUUCAAUGACGAGCAACCGAAAGACGCUUCCUCUGCGGUUUCGACACACUCAACAAUGAACAAGGUCAAAGAGACAAGAAACAAAGCAAAGCAACGGAUUCAAAAGCUGGCCUUGACUGAAAAAAAUAGCAUUUCCAAUUUUUCGGAGUAUGAAUAUGAGGGUUAUGUGUCGCCCUUCAAGUCGAGAAAGCCACACAGGGAACUUCACUUCUUCGACCUGGAAGAUAUGAGCGAUAACACGCAAGUUCACGAGUCCAUAGAGCCAGAGUCCGAAGACCUUUUGGAGUUUUACCGUCAUCAGUUCGAGCAACUGAGGUUGUCGGACCAACAGCAGGCACUUCGAAUUGAUAAGAUCAAUGAGGUAAUCGAGGACCGCAUUCUUCCGAACAAAGAGCUCCCUGUUGUUGAUCUCGCAACUAAUGAGCUUAUCGGUGUGUCCGAUAGUGAUUCGCUUUUUGAUACCAUGAGUGUCGCAACGGGAAGCACCGAUUUCGAAGUGGCGUGCCAACAGUACUCCAAUAGAUAUCCAGUGGUAUCGAUUGAGAACCAACAGUGCUACGAGAAAUGUGUGAGCCUUGACUUGCGGAUAAACGAUGAACUGACGUUUGAUGAUGUUUUGGAGACAAGCUCGAAAGUGGACUUUUAA